AUGGAUCAUCAGCCCUCCGAAUGGGACCCCGAAAAAAGGCAUAAGCUGUCUGAUGUUGCCCACAGCUCCACAUCUGAUCCGCUCAUCUCCCAUGGACGACACUUUGGUCGAACAGUGUUCGCAUUAUGCAAUUACCCUUCCUUACUCACCAACGGUAUCUUGAGACUGGAGCAGAUGGAAGAGACUCCACUGGAGGACUUCUCCACUGAGUACAUCAAAACUGAGCGGCGAGAACAUUGUGUCUUCAAGCAGCUCUUGGACUCUUAUCCUGGCCUCCUGGAGCGAUUGAAAAAUGGAUCAGAGGAGGAAAUCCUUCAUGUUGGAGAAUUAAUUGGCAAGGGAGCUGCGGGCGCAAGAGGCAACAAUACGAAGACACUGAAGUCUGCAGUGCUCGAUUGGAUUUCUCCAAAAGGAGACGUAAUUCAACCUCAUUUACACAGAAAUUCAAAGAUUGACCGUGGAUUCAAUCACAAGCUUACAGGAUCCUUACUCUGUCCUGCUGGAAUGGACUGGACCGACCCAGAGACGAAGGAAAACCUGCGGAGCGGCAAGAUGUUGGUGUGUGGAGACCAAUGGCCCAUUUUCUUGUACGCCCAGUAUACUUAUGAUCCAGAUGAUCUGUGGUGCGGUCUCCUUAGGAGUCUAUUGCUUGCUUACAAGCAUGUUUUCACGUCUCCGAGUUCAGUCGAAAAGGAGCCUAAAGCUACAAGAUCCGGAAAUGCUUGCCUCCAUGGCAUGAACUGUGUUACCAUUGCCUCUAUAUCUUACAUUGCAACCGAAGAAUACAAGGAAGUUGAUCAACUACUGACGUGGUGGAAUCGGCAAGUCUUUCCCACUUCGUCUGCUGCCAAGCAACUGGUCAGCGCCAACAGCGCCUUGUCGAAGAUAAGACAAAAACGCCUUGCAGUGAACCGAACCUCAAAUCUGAAUGCAGUCUCUUCAUAG
Molecule: messenger RNA, 945 nt
Organism: Suillus fuscotomentosus
Lineage: Eukaryota; Fungi; Basidiomycota; Agaricomycetes; Boletales; Suillaceae
Exons: 7
Coding region: 1-945 (314 amino acids)
Source: RefSeq, a predicted model, not a curated record